This is a messenger RNA of Rotaria sordida, 651 nucleotides long. The record is from the annotation of a GenBank genome assembly. Lineage: Eukaryota; Metazoa; Rotifera; Eurotatoria; Philodinida; Philodinidae.
AUGCAAACAUAUUCAUAUUUUAAUGAAAAUAUUUCACAUAAUAUCUCAUGUAAUGAAUGUUCACUAAAUUCAAUCGAUUAUAAUACUCUAAAAAAUAUUCAAUUUAAAGAAGAUUUUGAAAAACGUUAUCAAUUAUCAUAUAAAAUAGAAUAUGAACUUGAUUUACAUAAAUUUGAACUUAUUAUAACACUUGGACAAGGAUCAUUUGGUCGAGUUUUAUUAGUUGUAUUUGAACAAAAUAAAAUUGAAUAUGCUCUCAAAGUUUUAGAUAAAUCAAAAAUUGUUAAAUAUAAUCAAAUAAAACAUGUUCAAAAUGAAAUACGUAUUCUUAAUGCUAUUAGACAUCCGAAUAUUAUCAUAAUGCAUUGUUUAUUUAAAGAUAAUUCAUAUAUUUAUGUUCUUAUGGAAUAUGUUCGUGGUGGUGAUUUAUUUAGUUAUAUAAAUAAAUUAAAGGUAUUUCAAGAACAUAUAACAUUAUUUUUUGCUGCUCAAAUUGUUCUUCUUGCUGAUUUUGGUUUUGCUAAACAGAUUCAACAACGAACAUAUACACUUUGUGGUACACCGGAUUAUUUCAGUCCUGAAAUUCUUCAAUCCAAAGGUCAUGGUAAACCAACAGAUUGGUGGACUUUAGGAGCAAGAAUGCCUAUAUGA